AUGACCGAUCGAAAGAGGGCCAUGCCAUUUACUACAAGCAGUAGUGCUGAGAAAAAGAGGCCUUUUUCUAGUCCGGAGAAAGGCAAGGGAAUAAUGAUUGGAGGACAGAAGCCGUCCUUUUAUUCACCAUGCCCUAAGUGUGGUAAGCUUCAUUCUGGAGAAUGUUACAAGGGAUAUGGAGUCUGUUACCGAUGUGGAAAACCAGGACAUAUGAUUAGAGAUUGUCCUAACGCCAAACAAGGUAGUGGAGUUGGUGAUCGCAAGCCAAGGCCCCACAUCCCGGCACGAGUGUAUGCAGUAACACCCGAGCUAGAAGGAAGGACACUGAAGGCUAAAUUGUUAGUAUUCGGUCAGAUGGAAUUCGACCUGAUUUUGGGGAUGGACUGGCUUUUCAAGCACUACGCUAAGAUAGACUGUCGGAAACGAGAGGUUGUGUUUGAACCUCCAAUUGAAGACAGGAUGAGUUACGCAGGAACAUCAGUUAAGGCCACCCGACCUUUGAUCUCGGCGUUGCAAGCUAGGAAGUGUAUCGAUGAUGGAGCCUUAGCGUUUCUAUUGAUAACUGUAGAGGAGACAACCAAAACUAUAGGAAUCCAAGGGAUACCUGUGGUUGAAGACUUUCCUGAAGUUUUCGUUGAUGAGUUACCUGGUUUACCACCAGAUAGAGAAGUAGAAUUCCAAAUAGAGUUGGAGCCGGCAACAACUCCGACUCACAAGGCGCCAUAUCGAAUGAAGAAGGACGUAGCAGAAUUUGUGAACAAAUGUUCUGUCUGUAGAUUAGUAAAAGCAGAGCACCAAAAGCCAGCCGGUAAAUUGCAGUCAUUGCCAAUCCCAGAAUGGAAAUAG
Carya illinoinensis is the source of this 846-nucleotide messenger RNA. RefSeq lists its product as uncharacterized. Bases 1 to 846 code for a protein of 281 amino acids. Gene Ontology annotation, molecular function: nucleic acid binding; zinc ion binding. The record is from RefSeq and is a predicted model, not a curated record. Lineage: Eukaryota; Viridiplantae; Streptophyta; Magnoliopsida; Fagales; Juglandaceae. The transcript is spliced from 3 exons.